Messenger RNA from Cuscuta campestris, 2933 nucleotides. The record is from the annotation of a GenBank genome assembly. NCBI's taxonomy places the organism in Eukaryota, Viridiplantae, Streptophyta, Magnoliopsida, Solanales, Convolvulaceae.
CGACUUGGGCGCCUCUUGGUAUUCAAACGUGUAAAAAAAAAACAUUGGGACAAUGCAUUUAUUUGCUUUGGAAAGCUUAGCCGUGUUUUUUAGUGUUCCCAAGAAAAAAAUAAUUAUUUCCCCCACUCCAUACAAACAAUUAUUUAUAAAGCCUUCUCUUCUCUUCAAAUACAGUAGAAAAGCCCAUCUAUAAAAUCAGGUAAUCUUCUCUUCAAAAAUGAAACCUCAAACAUCCGGUUCUGUUAGUACUCGGUAAUGACCUUUUCUGCUUGCCUCUUUCAUGCCUUCUGGUCAGCUUCGUAUAUUAUAAGAUAAGUAGAUUUUCUGUUGUUCCACAAUCCAUUUAUUGCUAUGGUAGAUUCAAAUUUUUUGGGAUUAAAUAUACCAAAAUUCCAUUUGUCUACAUUAACCACCACAUACCAACAGGAUGAAUAUGGCAGAAACCCAAGGUAUGAGGAGCAUGCUUGGAGAAUUUAACAAGAAGAAAAUCGGAUCCAAAAUGAACUUAUAACAAUAAGGGUAAAAAAUUGAACUUAUAACAAUAAGGGUAAAAAAAAUUGUAAAAAUACAGAGAACUAUACCAGAAAAUAUAAAGAAACCAAUUAAUAUGUAUGCAUGUUAGCUAUGAAUUAGGCAAAACGAUGCCUGCUCAUAGAAAUUAACAUAAAUUGAGGUAAAAAUACCAGAUAGGGAUGAAGAAAGCAAACACACCUCCCCAAAAAUAAAAAUCAUCGAUGGCCGUGUGGUAGAUACGAAGGCAAUCGAAGAAGAUGGAGCCCGCUAGAGAUAAUAGCCUCUCACUAGGAAACAUUAGGGCGGCUCAUCGGGAGAAAAAAGAAGAUAAAGGAGAGGGUAGAGUGGCGCAGGCAGUAAGGCGUAAUUGUUGUGCGAGAAGGUGGUUAGGGUUUGGGGAGAAGAUGGUGGGCCGGUCCACUUCACACCCUCCUACUACAUACUCCGUAUUUAUUUUUUACUUCUUUAAUCUUUAGCAUAAUUCUCUGUUUAAACUCUUACAAUCCAAGACUUGCAUUUUAAAAUAUUUUCGGCUUUGUUUGCUUAGGUUGUAAGAACAGAAUUGGGUAUUGGAAAAACUCGAAAGAAUUGGAUGAAACUCGAACGAAUGUAAAAAAAGGUUUAAAAGAUACUCAUUUAAAUAAUCACAAAAAUAAAUAUAUAUGGAAAACUAAUUUUGGAUAAAAAGAAUUCAUCUUUGUUUGUGUUUGAGGUAUUAUGUUAUAAAUUUAGAUAUAUGAUGUUAUUGAAUAUUCAUCAUAUGUAAAAAAAAUUAAGUCAUUUUUGGGAGAAACUGAAAAAAUUAAAGAAAUCUAAAACAAAUAAGAAAAAAUUGAAAUAAGUUGUAAUGAAUUAGAAGGAUUUAGAAAAAUUAUAAGUUAAUUUUUCUUACUCAAAUGAACAUAUCUUUAAUCUAAAUACUGUGGUUAAAUUAUUUGCUAGAGAAAGACUUAAAUUUCAUUUGGUAGGAUAAGUGUAUUUUUUUUGGGUUAGAUGUUAGAAAAAAGUAGUAGGAAUAGAAAAGGUAGAAAAAAAAUCACAAAUAGUGCAUCUAGCCCGGAGAAGAUGACUCAAGGUUUUUUUUAUUUAAUUUUAUUUUUACUUUUUCAAUUUUUGAGUGAUAUGAUUUACAAGAUUAUAAAAUUUGUAUAUAUAUAUAUAAAUCAACCUUGAAAUUUAUCAACAGAUAUUGUUUUUUUAGAUUUUGGUGUUUUGAUUUUUGAAAUCCUAAAAUCUCUAUUUGUAGGGUAUUUAAAAACCUAUUUUAAUAAUCUUUUAUUCCGUAAUAUACGGUAUGAUUUUCCCGCCCAUCUAAUUGGAUAUGGUUUCAGGUAUGGUUUGACCAGAUCAGAUAUGGGUAACUUAAAUUAAUUUUUUAUGGGAAGGUGUUAGCUUAUGGAAAAGUGUAACUUAAAUAAAUGCUUUAUGGGAAAGUGUAAAAGUUUUUGAGAAAAAAUAAAAAUUUAUGGGAAUCCUUUUGGACGAAAUGUGACCAAAAAAACAUUGCUAUUCAUGUACGAGCUGUAUGUGUUUCAUGAUGAAGAGGUAUUUGAUCUUUUACUAAUCCAAUUAUUCCAGUUUUUUUUGCUACGCUUUUUGUUCAUGCAACAAAUAAAUAACGUGCAUGAAAAAUCUUAAUCCUACAUGAGUAAAAAAAUCAAUUGAAAAUGUAUAAUAUUAAAAAAAUAAAUUGAUAUUGACAUGUUACUUUGAAAAAUUAGAAUAUAUUUUUUUAAUAAAUAAAGAAGCUAGAAUUUUUAAAUGAAAUAUAUAUUUUAAUAAAUUAAAUAUAUAUUUUAAUAAAUAAAGAAGGUGGAAUCCGAAGCAUAUUUUAGAAAAAAAUUCUUGCAUAUUCCAAAUCCCUAAGUUCCUUUAAAGAAAAAUAUUUAAUUUUGUGAUUAAUAAGAGCUCUUCAAAAAUCGAAUGAAAUGGUAAAAUCCGACCCGAAUUUGAAAAAAAAAUGAUGUUUCUUUUAAAUCCCUUAACUCCUUUAAAGAAAAAUAAAUAUUUAAUUUUGUUCGAAAUUAGAUCUUCAAAAAUCGAAGAAAAUGGUGGAAUCCGACCAAAAUUUCAAUAAAAAGACAUGCAUAUUCUAGAUCAUUCAAAUCCAUUGAAGGCAAAUGAAUAUUUAAUUUUGGCUGUUUUUUAGAUCUUAAAAAAUCGAAGAGGAUGGUUAAAUCAAAACAGAUUUCAGAUAUAUACACAUGCAUGCUCCAGAUUCUUCAAAUCAUCUAAAGAAAAAUAAAUAUUUAAUUUUGAUAGAAAUUAAGAUAUUCAAAAAUCGAAGAAGAUGAAAUAAUCUAAUUAAAAACUUACCCAGCGAGAGAAUCCGAAGCUUUCCAUCGUUUUUCCAUCGUUCAUUGACUGGAAAUUCAUCGAAUCGGUGAAAGGCGAUGGGAAAACAAAUCGAAAAAAUGAUU